AUGUAUGAUGUUAAAGGUGGUUCUCGUGCUGUUAUUUUCGAUAGAUUAAGUGGUGUUCAACAAUCUGUUGUUGGUGAAGGUACACAUUUUUUAAUUCCAUGGUUACAAAAAGCUAUAGUAUUUGAUGUUAGAACAAAACCAAGAACUAUUGCUUCAAAUACUGGUACUAAAGAUUUACAAAUGGUUUCAUUAAGUUUAAGAGUUUUACAUCGUCCUGAAGUUGGGAAUUUACCUUUAAUUUAUCAAAAUUUAGGUUUAGAUUAUGAUGAAAGAGUAUUACCUUCAAUUGGUAAUGAAGUUUUAAAAUCUAUUGUUGCUCAAUUUGAUGCAGCUGAAUUAAUCACUCAAAGAGAAGUUGUUAGUGCAAGAAUUAGACAAGAAUUAAGUGAACGUGCAAAAGAAUUUAAUAUUAGAUUAGAAGAUGUUUCAAUAACUCAUUUAACUUUUGGUAGAGAAUUUACUAAAGCUGUUGAACAAAAACAAAUUGCUCAACAAGAUGCUGAAAGAGCAAAAUUCGUUGUUGAUAAAGCUGAACAAGAAAGACAAGCUUCUGUUAUUAGAGCUGAAGGUGAAGCUGAAGCCGCGGAUUAUAUUUCAAAAGCUUUAAAUAAAGCUGGUGAUGGGUUAUUAUUAAUUAGAAGAAUUGAAGCUUCAAAAGAUAUUGCUACAACUUUGGCUAAUUCAAGUAAUAUUACUUAUUUACCUGGUAAUCAAGCUGGUGGUAAUGGUGGUGAUAAAUCUGCUUCAAAUUCUUUAUUAUUAAAUCUUGGUCGUUAA
Messenger RNA from Hansenula ciferrii, 777 nucleotides. RefSeq names its product prohibitin subunit PHB1 (gene PHB1). Bases 1 to 777 code for a protein of 258 amino acids. The transcript has a single exon. The record is from RefSeq and is a predicted model, not a curated record. Gene Ontology annotation, biological process: mitochondrion organization. Lineage: Eukaryota; Fungi; Ascomycota; Saccharomycetes; Phaffomycetales; Wickerhamomycetaceae. Gene Ontology annotation, cellular component: mitochondrion; membrane.